Molecule: messenger RNA, 2007 nt
Organism: Ostrea edulis (European flat oyster)
Lineage: Eukaryota; Metazoa; Mollusca; Bivalvia; Ostreida; Ostreidae
Product: dihydrolipoyllysine-residue acetyltransferase component of pyruvate dehydrogenase complex, mitochondrial-like
Exons: 12
Coding region: 68-1579 (503 amino acids)
Biological process (GO): pyruvate decarboxylation to acetyl-CoA
Cellular component (GO): pyruvate dehydrogenase complex
Molecular function (GO): dihydrolipoyllysine-residue acetyltransferase activity
Source: RefSeq, a predicted model, not a curated record
CGAUAAAUGUAUCUAACGACUUCCGGUGACAUUGACUAUCAGGGACUGUCGGCAGAACGAACUUGUCAUGCUGCGUCCACAGAGUCUGGCGAGGGUGUUAACCAAAUGUAGAAGGACAGGUGCUUUGACUCUCAGAGUAGCGUCGUCAAGAUCGGCUAGUGCAGUCAGAGCUUUCAGCAAAUUCAAAGGAUGUACACAAUCUUCAAGAGGAAAUCGUCUUCUAAGAGUUUCAGGGAACAAUGUUUUCAACAGAUACUACAGCUCAGAAGAUUUGCCAACCCAUAUAAAGGUAGUCCUUCCCGCUUUGUCCCCAACAAUGGAGACUGGAACAAUCAGCAAGUGGCAGAAGAAGGUGGGGGACAAGGUUUCUGAGGGGGACCUCCUGGCAGACAUUGAGACAGAUAAAGCUACUAUGGGGUUUGAGGCCUCAGAAGAGGGCUACAUUGCCAGGAUUUUUGUGGAAGAGGGAACCAAAGAUAUCCCCAUAGGGAAGCUACUGUGCAUUGUUGUGGAGGAAGAAGGUGAUGUUGAGGCAUUCAAGGAUUAUGUACCCAAACCUGAAGACGACCAGCCACCGGGUGGGAUCCCGCCAGCUUCUACACCACCACCCACACCACCCCCUCCUCCCAAGGCAGCACCACCCCCUCCUCCUCCUCCACCAACAGCCGCUCCAGCACCCCCACCACCACCAAGCACAGCAGCCCCACAACCAGUGGCAGGUGCUGGAAUUCCAGCCUCACCUUUCGCAAAGAAACUGGCAGCAGAGCGUGGGGUUGAUCUUGCUAUGGUAACAGGAACAGGUCCAGGAGGAAUCGUUCAAGCAGAUGACGUCCUCCGAUUCCAGGCUCCUGCUGUGUCGUCACCUGUCAUCACUCCGGGGGCGGAGUAUACAGACAUACAACUCACAGGAAUGAGAAAGACUAUUGCCAAACGGUUGCUGGAGUCCAAACAAACGGUUCCCCAUUAUUAUCUCACAAUAGACGUCAACAUGGAUAACAUCAUACAACUUCGAAAAGAGCUGAAUGAAGUAUUAUCCAAGGAUAAAGUUAAGUUGUCUGUAAAUGAUUUCAUUAUCAAAGCCUCGGCAUUAUCCUGUAAGAAAGUUCCAGAGGCUAACUCAUCAUGGCAGGGAGACUAUAUCAGACAAUACAAUUCUGUGGAUGUCAAUGUUGCUGUGGCAACAGAUGCUGGUUUGAUCACUCCUAUCGUCAGCAGGGCUGACAUCAAGGGACUAUCCAAUAUCAACCAAGAUGUUUUAUUGUUGGCUGCUAAAGCUAAAGAAGGAAAACUACAGCCACAUGAGUUCCAGGGUGGAACAUUUACAAUCUCCAAUUUAGGAAUGUUUGGAAUCAAAUCCUUCUCAGCAGUAAUUAAUCCUCCACAGGCAUGCAUUUUGGCUGUUGGUGGAGCAGAAAAACGACUCGUUGUAGAUGAAGAUAGUAAUUCUGGUUAUAAUACUGCUAACAUGAUGUCAGUGACGUUAAGCUGUGACCAUCGGGUGGUAGAUGGUGCUGUAGGAGCUCAGUGGCUAGCAGAAUUCAAGAAGUUUAUGGAGAAACCUGAAACCAUGCUGUUAUAGUCAGUGAUGUGUUAGAAUUCGUUCUAUUUGAGUGUGUGUUAAAACAACCACAGUGACUUUCGGUAAAACUCUGGUGAACAUGAGAUUUUGAUUGUGUACAAACCAAAAGAGAAUCUCAGCGACUAUUGUUGUGGAUGUUAUGACCUCGUUAUGAGUUUUUAUUGUGUAAAAAAGUUCUAAUGUAGAAGUGUAUAUUUAUUGCAUUCUCGUGACAAAGUGCAAGCUAUUUUUAAGAAAUGUAAUGAUGUUUAUAUAAAAGAACUAAAAAGCCUGGGUCAUGACAUUUAAAUGGAUAUACUGUUAGACGUGAUUAAUAGGCUUAGAUUAAAGUAGAAUUUGUCCUUUCAUGUUUAUGAGUUUAAUUCUGUUGGGUUUUUUAUGUAAAUUUUAUUCAUUACCCUUAAAGCAAUAAAUAUAACAAGUGUUCA